UCAAAAAAUGGAUCUUCCAAAGGAAGUUCUUGGAAGCAGCAAGCAAAACCCUAAGCUUAUCCCUAAAGGCUCGACACGAGCUCCCGACGACAACGGCACCUCAACACUCUUUCACUCGAUCGUUCGACCACACCACCGGAAAGCAAGACUGCUGUGUUGACAGACCAUGGAGAACCAAAUCAUAGCCGUCAACGACCAAGUGAAGCUGCUUCGAGCCGUUUUGCUUCGUUUUGUCGAGUCCGCGGCGCCGCUCGUAUUCAUUCGGGAGGCCUGCAAAACCAACAACGAUCUUGUCACACACGAAAUACUUCUUCGAGCCUGCAAAGGCGGCGCGGCUCCAGGAGCUGUGGCUUUUCUUGCAAAUGAGAUGCCAGAGCUCGUUCAGCAAGAAGAUUCGGAAGGCCUCUUGCCCAUCAACCACCUCGUCAUGUGUGCUCAAGUCGACGAGGACGAUGUGAAGGCGCUUGUGGAUAUUUUCCCCAAAGGGAUCACGCACAAAGAAGAGAACGACCGCAUUUCCCCAUUGAACCAUAUCAUUGCAACGUUUUCGGCGAAAAUGAUACUCUACUGCUUUCAGAAGUUUCCCCGAGAAGAAGUAAAGCUUACCCUGAUUCUGCUGAGCCAAGCCACGGUCGCAUCACUGGGGAGCCUUCGUCAAGUUCUUCGAACCGGUAUCGAUUGUGGCUGCAUGACGGGUAUUUCUUUGCUCCUUGAUCGGCAACAGAUCAAAACAAUUCUCAUUUCAAAUCUUUUUGCCUGGGAGGAAGGCAUCUAUGCACAGUUUCUCUCCCGAAUCGUUUGCAAUGCGGCCGUGGAAGCUUUAGGAAUGUCGAAUAUGGCAUCGACACCCAGCAAUCUGGCCUCGACACCCAGAAAUCUGGAAACUGUCAUGAACGUGGCGAGAUCUGGUACAUGCGCCUUGAAAGUACUUUUCCUGGACCAGCUUACGUGGUGGAAUUUGCUCGAGGUGGUCCCUUGUAUGCACCAUCUUCAAUUUUUGGGCAUCAUAGGGGAUACUUCCGGAGACUGCUAUCAAGCAUAUUCCCCAUUGCUCUGCCGAGUCUUCGAGGACAUCAAUUGCAGAAUCAUACUCUUGGAAAUCGAGGACCGACCAGGAAGUUUGGAAGUGAUGCUCCCGCUUCUUCGAAGCUUUCAACGUCACAACGUUCUCAAGUCAUUCACAUUCGAGGUUCUAUCAAAGGAGAACGAGAGUUCGGAGGACUUUGAAGCGGUAUGCGUUGCCCAUCUAGCAAACCUUCCACACGACCUGGCUGCGCUUCUGAAGGAAGGCAAGAAUAUGACUCUGCAGGAAGUAUCUUUUACGCCAAGUCCACAUGCUGGCCUCACUCCAGUCACCGACCUGCAUGCACUCAUUACGCUGAAUGCAUGCGGUAGGUGCCUCAACCCGACCAUUCACCAAUUUGUCAAGCUCCUCAUUCGAGUUUCGUCGAAAAGAAUCUCAGAGGACCAAAUUCGUUGGGAUGACCCCGUGAACUUCACCUGGGAAGCAAGGUGCCGUGCAAUGGGGCAAAAGAAAGACCCGUUGAAGUUUGAUUCGGAUGCUGCUGAGACUCAACGUGAGGAAAUUGUUGCAGGGAUGAACGGUGCCCGCCACGUGAAUGCGUACUACCAUUGCAUUCAUGAAAGUCUCCAAUGCGACGGAUUGGGUCUCUUGCAGCAACUCCGUGAUUACGCGUCUGCCGACUUAAGAAGGAGCUGUCUGCAAAUGGACGUUGCUCGACGUCCCGCGGCAACUGAGGUGGAUUGUUUGUAAUGCCAGGUUUGACACAUAGUGCGCAGUGAUAAUAGAGUAACUGUAAGAUACGUGCACCCUUUCAGCCUCUUGGCGUGCUCCGACGAUCGUUUAUACUAGCAACUCAGUACAGCCACAAUUGAUUUCCUGCCUUGUGUGGUGUGGCUGUCCUUCGCGAGCGAUGUCGUCAUGAUUGAUACGGUAGUAGUAUUCGGUCAAGAUGCGAAGAGUACCGGUACCGCAGAUGUUACCAAAUGUCAAUUCUAUCAUUGUUACCCUGUUUAUGUACAUGUCGGUACGGCAAGUUUUGCGUCACCCCACCUUGACGUUAUUCAUUUCAUUUUGUGACGGAGGCGUGCUGGUAUCCUACUCUCCUGCCAAAGCCCUUCAUUUUCCUUCUGAUCCACAAUCCAUCCUUUUUCAUUCAUUCUCGCACAAAGAGCGUCCCUUUGCUACUAAUGCUACUUCGAGCACUGGAAUGGCUCCAUCGACCUCUCGGAUGAUCUUCGUCGAGUUCCGAGUCACUGGCCAUUGAUUCGGUGGCAAUGGUCAGUUCCGAAGUGGACGUCUUCUUUUGAAAAAUAAUCAUGGCGGCCGAAUCUUCCAAGUUGGCAGAAGAGUUGUUGUUGUUGGACAAGGAUUUCAAUUUGGCGGAGAGUCGUUGUUGGUCGUAGUCUUCUUCAAUUUCCACUCGUUGUUGCGCUGCUUGUCCUUGAUGUUGCAGAAUCUCUUGCACUCGAUCACACACCGCCGCCAUGCUCAAUCGUUGUUGCAAGUUUUGAUUCCAUGCUUGAUGCAACAACGUUUCCAAUUCCCGUGCUAGCAAUCGUGCCGAUUCGUCCGUCUGACAUUCCGCCGGCCAUUGAAUCUCCUUUAUGCGCGGUCGUCCACCGAGUCGACAGACGAGUUCUUCGUGCAACUGACACGUAAAGAGGGCGAAUGGUUUUAUAUGACUCAACAUUUCGUAGAGCACCAUGGCCCAGGAGUAGACGUCUGCUUUGUAAUUGUACUUUCCGGGUGGAUUGAAUGUUUCCGGUGCCAUAUAACGACGUGUGCCACUAGCGGACAGCGAGUAGAGUUUGGAUUCGUUCGAUGCUGGUUCGUCGAGUUCCCGUGCCAAACCAAAGUCAAAGAGUUGCAACUUGUAUUGCUUCUUGUCGUCACCGUCACCGUCGUUGUCAUCAUGUGGAGCCGAAGAAUCCAGAAUGAACCCAACAUUCUCGGGCUUUAAACUAAAGAAGGAUGAUGGUGC
This is a messenger RNA of Seminavis robusta, 3005 nucleotides long. The record is from the annotation of a GenBank genome assembly. NCBI's taxonomy places the organism in Eukaryota, Bacillariophyta, Bacillariophyceae, Naviculales, Naviculaceae.